CUCUUUUUCUCUCUUCUCUCUUCUUCUCUUUUUGAACUAUUCAGUUUUCUAUUUUUAUUUUAUUUUAUUUAAUACUUACACUCACUCUUACACAAGCAACAAACCCAAGAAAUAAACAAUGUCAGCGACCAAAGUUUCAGACACAACCCUCGCCGUCAGUAUUCCUGAAGAAAAGCAGUCCAAGGCCAUUCCAUCAGGUACAUCCGGGGUAAAGUCAUUCUUAUCCGGCGGAUUCGGCGGCAUGUGCCUGGUACUUGCCGGGCAUCCACUUGAUCUGCUCAAGGUCAGAAUGCAAACAUCAACUGAGUACAAGAGCACCCUGGACUGCUUCCGUAAAACAUUAGCUGAAAAUGGCGUCCGUGGAAUGUACCGUGGUAUGGCUGCUCCGUUGGUUGGCGCUACCCCGGUAUUUGCUAUUUGCUUCUGGGGAUACGACAUGGGCCAGAAAAUUAUGCGCUCCGCGUAUAACUUGUCGCCGACAGACAAACUCUCAACCAACCAGAUUCUAUUUGCCGGUGGCUUCUCUGCGAUCCCCACAACGGCUGUGAUGGCACCUAUGGAGCGCAUCAAGUGCACGCUGCAGGUUGGCAGCGCCAGCGGAAGCGGCGUCGUCUACAAAGGCCCAGCAGACGCCGCCAUGGGCAUCAUCCGCACCGGCGGCAUCACCAGUUUGUUCAAAGGCACCUGCGCAACACUCCUGCGCGACGUCCCCGGAAGCGUCGCCUAUUUUGGCGCCUACGAGCUCAUUAAAAAGUCUCUGACCAACCAGAGCGCCGGCCAGGGCUCAAUCUCCCCUGUGGCUAUUGUUACCGCUGGUGGUCUUGCUGGAAUGGCCAACUGGGCUUCCCGCUUGCAGACGGCGCCCGAGGGCAGGUAUACUGGUGUGAGACAGGUGUUUGUUGAGAUGAUGCGUACGGAGGGCGCGGGCGCUUUGUUCCGCGGAAUGGGCCCGGCUAUGCUCCGUGCUUUCCCCGCUAACGCUGCUUGCUUCUUGGGCGUUGAGAUAUCGCUCCAGCUCAUGAAUAAGGCCUGGUAGCUUGGCUGAUGCUAGAUAUAUGCUUUUGUUUUGUUUUUUUAAAAAGAAAAAGAUUAAUAAAAAGAUUAAAAAAUUU
Molecule: messenger RNA, 1112 nt
Organism: Kickxella alabastrina
Lineage: Eukaryota; Fungi; Kickxellomycota; Kickxellomycetes; Kickxellales; Kickxellaceae
Product: mitochondrial carrier domain-containing protein
Exons: 3
Coding region: 119-1036 (305 amino acids)
Biological process (GO): carnitine transmembrane transport; mitochondrial transport
Cellular component (GO): mitochondrial envelope
Molecular function (GO): O-acyl-L-carnitine transmembrane transporter activity
Source: RefSeq, a predicted model, not a curated record